Ichthyophthirius multifiliis is the source of this 1426-nucleotide messenger RNA. Its product is annotated as major facilitator superfamily protein, putative. Gene Ontology annotation, biological process: transmembrane transport. Gene Ontology annotation, molecular function: transmembrane transporter activity. NCBI's taxonomy places the organism in Eukaryota, Ciliophora, Oligohymenophorea, Hymenostomatida. The record is from RefSeq and is a predicted model, not a curated record. The transcript is spliced from 2 exons.
AUGAUAGAUGUUUAAACAACCCAAGAAGAUAUAAAAUAAGAAAAAGAAAGUCCCGAAAAAUAAAUAAUAUUAACUGAAUAAGAAACAUAAUUGUAUAUAGAAAACUCUACAAAUAAAAUCUUGUUUUUAUUACUUAAUGCAUCUUUAAGCUUUGGUGCAUUUUACAACAAUUCAUUCCAAUCUUAUGUAAAAGAACAAAUAAUGCAUUUUAUGAAAAUCGAUUAAUCAGAAUAUUCCAAAUUUAUUUCCAUUCCAACGAUUCCUGUUAUUUUUUUACCUAUAUUAAUAGGUCCAGCUUUAAAUUAUUUCGGGAAUAGAAAAGGUAUUUUUUGUUUUACAUUUACAAUGUUUUUGGGUAUUUUUUUGUGUUUGAUUUCUGUAAAUAUAGAAAAUUUCUAUCUAUUAAUUAUAGGAAAAACAAUACAUAAUAUUGGUUCGGAGUUAAUAGGAAUUUCAUAAGGUUACUAUUAUACAAAAUGGUUCCAUGCAAUAAACAUUGGAAAAGCAUUUACUUUUGGAGUAUUUGUAAAUAAAAUAGCAAGUUCUAUUUCUGGAAUUAUAUAUCCUUAAUUAUUUAAAAUUACAGGAAACUUAAAUUUUGCUUUAGGAAUAGGUUUAUUUACUUGUAUUUUUUCCUUUAUAGGAGCUUUGGGAGCUACAAAAAUGGAUAGAAAAGCUGAUUUAUAGAAUAUUUAUUUAGUAUAAGAAUAGAGCAUUUUAGAAAAAAAUGACCUUAAUAAAGAUAACAAAAAAAAUUUUUUAAUUUUUCAGAUUUAAAAGACUUUAUUUUUAUUUAUUGGUUAUAUGUUAUUUAAAAUGUGAUUAUGUUUGGAUCCUUUUAUGGUUUUUUAAACUAUUUAUAAAGUGUGAUUAUUUUGAAAUUUUAUAUUAAUCAAACUUUAGCAGGACAACUUGUUUCUAUCCCAUUUUGGAUGGCAUUUACAUCUCCAGUUUUCGGUUAUUUAGCAGAUUUAAAAGGAAGAAGAAUUUUAGGUUUAUUAAUAUCUACCAUUUUAGCUUUUUCAUCCACUUUAUACCUUUAUUUACUUCCAAAUGGUCAUAAUAUAGCUUUACUUUUUAUUGGGUUAAUGGUUUUUGGUAUUUUUUAUAGUUUAAUGACAGUAUAUUUAUAUCCAACUUUGCCUUUUAUUUGUAAAUUAAAAAACAUUAAUGUUGGACUUGGAAUUAUGUUGUGUUCUAGAAAUUUAGGUUUUUUUUUUUAAAAAAAUAAAUAAAUAAAUAAAAAUAUAAAAUGCUAGGUUUAUGUUUAUUAAAUUUUAUUGGAGGAUAUAUUAUGAAAAAUGAUAAUUCGGGAUAUUAAAUGUAUUUAUUGUUUUAUUUCAUUAUUUUUUUAGUAUCUGCUUUAGUGUCAAUUUCGAUGUAUUUUGUUGAUUUUAAAUAAGGGGGAAGAAUUAAUUCAAAAAAA